This is a messenger RNA of Diabrotica balteata, 629 nucleotides long. The record is from the annotation of a GenBank genome assembly. NCBI's taxonomy places the organism in Eukaryota, Metazoa, Arthropoda, Insecta, Coleoptera, Chrysomelidae.
ACCGCGUCUAACAGUAAAUUUAAAAAAAUACAAUGAGAUUCGCAGUGUUAGCAUUUUGUUUAGCGCUUGUGGCUGUGACGGCAGUAGAAAGCGUACAAACCAACUGGCUCAGUCACCCACUUUACGAAUGCGUCAGAUGCUUGUGUCAUGCUAGAAGUGGAUGUUGGAUAAGACAAAAUUGUGCCAGAUACUCGAUUUCUUUGGACUACUGGACAAAAGCAGGUUCUCUUACUGUUUCACCAUAUGAAAGUUCAACAAGUCCAACAGCAUAUUCAAAUUGUAUGAAAGACGAAAACUGUAUUGUCGGUACUAUCAUUAAUUAUACCGGGCGUCUCGGAGAUAUGGAUUGCAAUUGCGACGGAGUUUUCGACUGUAAAGACAGAGCCGCCAUUCAUCUCAUGGGGGCUAGCUGCGCAAAUCCUUACUUUGGUGAUGUUUUUGCUAACAGAUUCAAUGAAUGUGCAAACAGGGUUGGAUCUAGGAACAUGUUGUCUCGAGAAGGAAAUAAUAUGUGUACUGCAUAAUAAACUCACCAAAAAACUAAUAUACUAUGUGUAUAAAUAUUGUUAAUAUUUUUUAUUCAUUGUGAUAACUGGCUGACUGAAAAAGUAAAAGAGCCUAAGGUGUCA